Molecule: messenger RNA, 6027 nt
Organism: Brassica rapa (field mustard)
Lineage: Eukaryota; Viridiplantae; Streptophyta; Magnoliopsida; Brassicales; Brassicaceae
Product: CLAVATA3/ESR (CLE)-related protein 19
Source: RefSeq, a predicted model, not a curated record
AUUAACUUACAGCAUGAAAACUAUCAAAUUGUUGUUAUAUUUAAGAUAGUUAUAUAUAAACAUUUAAAUAUAUAAGUAACUUUAAAAAUAUAUUCUAAUUAUGUAAUAUAUAUAUAUAUAUAUAUAAACAUGAAAAUUAAUACCCGCACGGUUGUGCGGGUCUAAAUCUAGUUAUUCUUAAGGGGAAGAGUUGCAAACCCACAAUUGAACAUUUUUUGGAUUUUCAAAUAAGGCUUAAAACAUAGUUCUGUUUAUAUGGUCACACAAAUGUAAUUAGAUUGAGAGAUAAAUUUAAAACUCGGAUUGCUUAGCUUUCUAAAAGCGUGUUUUACCACUCGAUGACAUUCGCAUGGUUCAAUAUAAAAAAAACAUAUUUUAGAAGUUAAAAUAAAAAGUUUCUGAAAAUUAUUUAUAUUAUGUAAUAAAAGAAUCAUUUCGUUAAAAUUGUAUUUUUAGUUACUGCAAUUUCACCAAGUUUAGAACACUAACAAAACAAGUUUCAUAGAAAUUUUUUCUUAAAAAAAGAAGUUUCGUAGAGAUUGGAUAUCCUUACGGAAUGCAACAUGCUGCUAUGAAACACUCUAAACAAUAAAGAUAUACUAUAUGCGAACGCAACACAAUAGUUAUGGCACAAAAUCUAACAAUGUAGGCUUUAAGCAAUCACCGCCAACUCUCUGUUCAAAAACUUCCAUCGUCCUCAAAAACAAAGUCUUAUUAGAUAAAAAUGAUGUGUCUUAACGAAAUCCACCUCGAAUAUAAAAGCCACCACCUCCCACUAGCAGAGAAACCAGUGAGCAAACUGCCUAACUAAUACCCGCGGAGCCAGAAACUACACCACGGAAAAGACACCAGAAGAAAACAAAAAUCUAUGAGAAAGUGAUAACCGGAACCGUUCUUAUAGCCAUCAGGACCACAAAUAGCACCGAUGUGUACCUAAACAUAAGUUUUCACAGGUAAAAAUUAAGAAAAAUUCACCGGUAAAAAUAUCUCGAACUCAUUUCUAUAUAAAUAUAUAUAUUUAAUAUUAUUAUUUAAAAUCAAGUAUAUUCUAUAUUGGAUUUAAAUGAUUGGAGAUGGUCUCUUUUUUUCACAAAAAAUAGUAAUUUUAUUACAAAAAAUAGUAAUUUUACUACCCAAACUUUAAACCAUAUCAUAUAAUAUAACAAUCAAUAAAACAAACCCCUAUAUGAAAAAUAUAGACAUUUUUGCUAUAGAUUCUAUUGUUGAAUUAUUCGCCCAAAAAAAUGUAAAUGAUAAAAAAUUCUGAAAAUUUCCUUUUAGUUUAUCAAUUUCCAUUAGUUCUAUUGAGAAGUUUACCAUCUAUUUGGAUCUUUUUUUUUUUGAAAAAAAUCUAUCUAUUUGGAUCUUAAAUUAUUGAUAUCAAUUCUCGAAAGUUUUUUCCAAAUUAUUCAGCAUCACCCAUAAAAAUAUUUUGACUUCUACAUUUAAAAGUAUAUAUUAAUCGUCUAUAUUGAUUUUUAGUUCCUAAAAACUAUAUUUUCCAGUAUAACUAUUAUAUAUCCAUCCAUAUCCAUAAAAAGACGUAUCAUGACAAAAAAAAGAUGUAUCAUAUUUAUAAUAAGAAUAACAAAAAUAUUCAACAAUAGUCAUAAUUUUUUUGUCGGUUAAAGUAAAUUUUUAUAAUAACCUUUAUUUGAAAAGCUAGUUAGAAUAUUUCCAACAUCAUUUUUUACUGCAAAUGAGGUGGAAAAUAGAGUAGGAAUGAAAUAAUGAACAAAUAAAAAAUUAUUAUUCUAUUUAUAAAGUAAUCAUUUUUUUUGUUCACUAUUCUAUUUUUUACUCUCACUACAAAAAAAUAAUUAUAUUGUGACCAAAUUAUUUGUCACAAUAAAACACAAGUCGUCACAAUAAAAAUAUUGUGACAUAUUUGUGACAAUUUCAUAGUGGUUACAAUACAGUCGUCACAAAUUUUGUUGGUAACAAAAACCGUUACAAUGUUAUGACCAUUACAUAUAGUAACUAUUCCGUCACAAAUAGUAACCAUAUAUAAAAGUAAUAAAAAUGUUACAAUUACCAACUACAAUUAACAUAACAAAUUUGUCACAUUUUGUGACUAUCACAACGUGCUAAUUUCGUCUCUGAUUACCACUGAAAUAUAGUCUCUAACUGUCACAAACUAAUAGUAAAGAAUCAUCACUAAUCCAUCUUCAUUUGCGACUAUUUUAGUUGCUUUAAUUUUGUAAUACUUUAUAACUAAUAUAUAGUCACAGAUUCAAAUUAAAUUUGUUAUACCCCAUCGAUAUACUAUGGACUUAAUUAGUUAACAAUUUGUCAUCACGAUAAAUUCAGAAUUCACUGAACUAUUGGCUAUUGCUUUAUUUUUAUAGUUAAUAUUUGUAAUAAUAGUGAAAGAAUACAAAAGUAACUAGUAUUUGAAACUAAAUUAGUAUAAACAACUUUAAAAGAAUAUUAUAAUAUCGACAAAAAAUUAUAAUAUAUGCUACUACAUUCAGCUUCCCGUAAUGGGCUGCGGUCGAGAGAAAACAGUUAGGGUUUCCUGAAUUUUUAUCUUCGGUUGAUUCUUGCACAGGAAUCGAAAGUUAUGGCGGCUAAGGCAUACAAACUCUUGCAAUGACACAACUCCAUGAUGUGUUCUCGAUUGGUGUCCAUCUCAAAACAAUGGUUUUCUCACCAAUGGUUCAAAUAUUCUUUGCCUCUGUCUGACCUCCAGCUGAUUGCCCAGUUCUUUCAAGAUCUGUCUCUUCCUCUCCUUAUUAAAAACCCAACGGCGAGACACACAUACCACCACAAAACCAGAAACGAGGGUGCUCAACAUCGGAAACGCAUAUCUCUCACUUUUUUUCUAUUUCUCAUUCUCUCUAAGGUGAUGGCUGCGGCUAUUCUUUUGAAAGAUAUAUAUAUAUAUUUACAUAUGCACACACCGACACACGUAUCCUCAUUAUUGAUUAGGGUUAUAGGUUAAUGGGCUGUAAUUAGUUUUGAGUUCGGCGUAAUGGAUCGAUCAUACAUAGCAUCAUUUAUUUUAAAUAUGUUUCAGCUUUGAAGAUCUUAUUUUCUAUCUCUUUUCAUUUUGAUCGAUAUCUAAUAAGAAAAGUGUAUGCUUUUCAUAUCAUUUUAAACACACAUCUAAAAAAUAGUGACAUCUAAAAUAGAUAGUAAAUAACCAUAUUUUAAAUAAGUAUGAAAUGAAGUAAGUUUAAAAAUAUUCAAGUAUAUAAAAAUAUAUACAUAUCAAGUAAAAAGUAUCAAAAAAAAUAUAUUUUUUAAAAAUCACUGACUUAAUAAAAAUAUAAUUAAAUCAAACUAGAAAUGUUUUUGUAAAAGGAAGAUAAAAAACAUUUGUAAAUCGAUUUAAUAAUAUGACGGAUUUGUUAUAUUUUUCUGUUACAUUUUAUUACUAUUUCUUUUGUCAUCAUAUUGUCACAUAGUGAGACUAUGUAUUCCAUCACAGGUUCGUAACUGAUUUGCGACGAUGUGUAUUGUCAUAAUAUUGUCACAAUUGUUACGACUGUUAGUUUUGUCUCAAUUUUGUCACUGGCUGUGACAAAAGUAGAUACGAUUUAAAAUCGUCAGAAUACUGCGACGAAAAAGCUACUCAUUUGUGACAAAAAACUUAAAUCACAAUAACGUAUUUAAAAAGUAACAAAUUUGUGACAAAUAAUUUUUGUAUCAAAAUUUCGUCACAAUAAGAUCAUUUUCUUGUAGUGUCUAUUUUGCAGUAAGUAUUGAUUGAGGUUGGAAAUGAUCUACUGGAUUUCAUAAUCCAUUUUUUCUCUAACGCUUUUAUUGAGUGCUCAAUUUUAAAUAUAUACGUAUGUCACAUAUUUGACAUUAACUGUUAAUUUCAAGACGAUACCAUUUUUUUUUAAAGAAGAAAAAUCCAGUUUUGAUAAGCGACCUAAUGAUGUUAAUUUGUGGUUCUUUGCUUUGUGCGGUUAGGUUCUAUUGACAAAACAGCAAAGCGUGUACAUAGUAAAGCAGAGGAGGGCUAAACAAACAAGAUCUGAUCUCUGAUCCUAAAACAUUAUUAGUUUAGAUCUGAAACUUCUUGGUUAAACAAGAUAUAGAAGUCUAGAGAGUCAAGACUUGAGAGUAAAUUAGAUUAGGGUUCGACAUUAUAGAACGUGCAUGUACUCUUUAGAUAUGGUGUCUAGUUUGACAUUUUAUUUAACAUGUUUGCAUGACUUGGAAAAGUCGAUGUGAAAAAAGAGGAGAAUCUCUUUUUAGAAAAAUUAAAUGCGUUUGAUUGAAAACGAUGGUUGCUCCAGUACUUAGUAGUUAAUUAGUAGGAGGAAGCAUUCAAGUAUGGGUUCCAUUUUCACAUUUCACUUGCUUCUAAGUAAUUUUUCCACCAAAAGUAAUUACAUUUUGCAUGUGCUUUGUUUGAAAGACUACUUCGAUAUCCUCUCCACAUAAUAACGCACAUAUACUAUAGUUGUAUAUAUGAGAGCUCUUCAAAAUGGUUAAAAUUGAUUGGGAAGAACAUGACUUGGAUGUGUUACAAAAAAAAAAAGAGCAUUUUACGAAGUCUGAAUCGAUCAUGUAGUUCUAACGAUAAUAAUGUGGUAAGUUGCAAUUUGCAAAAUACAAAGAAAAAGAUGUCAAACCACUUGUGCGUUAAUAAUUUGGAACACUAUAAGGGAGAAGACAUAAAAUGGAGUGCCAAAUAGGAGUACCACUACCAUGUAUGUUUCUGCAUUAAUACUGUGCCCAUACUCACAUUUAAUUAGGAGUAUGCUGAUUUUGCGCAUGAAUUAUCAAACGUGACAGAACGGUAUAGAAACAUGUUAGAAAAGCACGAAGCCUGAAAAACUGCAAAAGUUUACAAAAAAAACUGAUAACUACAAUUCUUGGCAUUUAUUGUCCUUUAUUUUUGUAAAUAGGUCUUAGAUAAGUAAUAAUUUUCUUUUCUUUUUGACGAAGAUAUGUUCGCUGAAUUGUUGUGCUAAUGCCGUCGUUCAUGAUCGUCUUUCAUGCAUAUGGAGUAACUGAACAUGACACUGAUUCAAAAAAAAAAAUUGCUUACGAAGUUUUAGAAUAAUAGUUUUUUACUACAUUAAGUACACUUUAAUAAAAAAGGAACACAGUCUACAAAUAGUUUGAGAUGACAUUGUCUAUUAUCAUCUAACCUUUAUUCUGCAUAAUUGAUUUAUCAAAAAUAAUUAUAAUUUAUUGCCUCUAUAUUUGGAUUUGGCGAUGAUAAACCCAUGCCCUAAACUUACAACGGACCAGUAAGCGGUCACAAAUCUAUCGGAAAAUUUCGUCCCUAUAGCAGAAUGUUUGGGUUUCCUCUUUAUUUAUUAUUGUAUUCAAUGAUAACUGGUCGGUUUACUGUUACCAUAAAUGUGUCCACAGGCUCACUUAAUGAGGGGUGAUGCUUAUGAAUCUUCAAAUCAAAGACAUAAUGAAGAACCUUUUUCAUAGUGAAACGAGAUAAAGAUCGAGGAACAUGCAUGAUUUCCACAUAAUUACCUAAUUAUUUUUCAGCUAAAGUAUUUCUUUUAAUAUGUAACAUGCUUCCUUUAUUUUUAGUGCACCGUAGCUUGUAUAUAAAAUUUUAUCCACACAAAUUCCUUUUGCUCCUUUUAUCAAACGUCGCUAUUUGUAUCAGUCUACCUAUUUGCUUUCAUAUUGUAUCUCCCGCAGACAAACAAAAACUUUUUUUUUGACAAAGAUAGAACAUGAAGAUCAAGAGUUUGAUGUUGGCUUCCUCUUUUCUGAUUCUUGCCUUCAUUCAUCACUCAGAAUCAGCUUCAUUUCGGAGUUUGCUGAUGAAGAAUGUAUUGUACGAACAAGAAGAAGCAAAAAUUCUAUUGGGCGACUCCAAAGAAACGAUAACUAAUUCUACAGCUUUGGAGUCUAAACGGAUAAUUCCGACGGGUCCAAAUCCACUUCACAACAGGUAAAUUUGAUCAUUUAAGAACAAGAUAUGUUGUGAGUAUGUCUCUUCCUCCUCUGUUUUUGUUACAAGUAUCUAUCUUACUGUGUAAUGUAAUGGUGAAUGUAUAAGACAUUUUCUAAUUAAAUUACCUUAUUUAUUCCUAA